Linum trigynum is the source of this 2161-nucleotide messenger RNA. The record is from the annotation of a GenBank genome assembly. Lineage: Eukaryota; Viridiplantae; Streptophyta; Magnoliopsida; Malpighiales; Linaceae.
CUAAACAUUUAUACUUGAAUCCAACAAAUAACAUCAAUAUUUAACUUUUAUACUAAUAAAAUAAUUUUUAUCAAUUAAAUUCUCUAAAAUAAGAUCAUUUUACUUAGAGAUUAGUAUAUUGAUCAUGCCGGUCAUACCGAUAGUGUCACGCGGGUUUUAUGACCGGUACCGGUUGAAUCCGGUACAACCGGUGGCACACCGACCGGCUUGACAACCAUGGUAAAAAUCAAAAGAUGUUUUUUUCCGGGGCAUUCAAAAAUUGUUUGUGUUGGCAAGCUGGGGAAGUGUAAAUAAUGUAAUGGUCACAAUGGAAUAGAGUUUUGCUUAGAGUUGGAAUUCGAUGCUUUGGGGGGAGAAGGUUAGCAAAAAUCGAGGCUUUGGGAGAGGGAAGUGACAAGUGAGUAGGGGUCAAAUCCGUCCUCAUUUAAAUUUGAUUGGUCAGAUCCAUCUUUUUGGGAUGCUGGUUUCAGUGGUUUGGAUCACUGAUUUUUUUUUUUUUUUGAAAUUGUGGGCUUUCAUUAAAUGAAACCAAGGUGAACAGAUUUUGGGCCUAGACCCCAAGGAAGGAAAAACUACAUUUGGGCUCGGGCCUUCAAAACAAAACAAACUGUGCAAGACGAGGCCCAACACAUGAGCAUGAAAUGAAAAACCCUAAACCUAAUCAACCCCAGCAGAUGAAGAGCAGCCGCCGCAAAAGGAGAGAGCCAUUCCACCGCCUACGGGAAGAGGCGCAAGACAUCCGGCGAAGAGCUAUCUCUGCCGUUCAAACCCUAAGCCACCCGAUGAAAGAGGCACAACCUUCACAGCGAAAACAUGAGCAUCCGGAAGCAAGGUGAAAAGGAGCCCAAAUAGAGUGUUCCUCGCCUUCGAGCUUCACGAGACUGGAACCACGGCACGAUCGCAAUAGGAUUCCCAGAUCUUCUCCGAAACACCUGCCAAAGAGGUGAAGCAAGGAGGAGGAGCAGAAACAUGAAGGAGAAGGCAGGUUAAGGGGACCUCAACCUCCUCUGACACCAUCAAAAUCAUCUCAAAUGAAUAGAUCUGAAGAUCUGACACGAGGAAGAAGCAGAGGCAGCCAUCUACAUGAGAGGCGCGGAAACCUACAUGGGAGCCUCAAAAUUGCAAAGUAAACCAAUAACAGAAAUAAUAAUUCUAGGGCUGGAUUACGGUGGAUUUCGGUCUAACCGAAAAUUGAAAUGUCGGUUAUUGAUUAGCCAAAACACAUGUAAAAGGCUAAAAGCCCACCGAUCACCGACCGAAGUACACCUUCGAUUAUCGGGAAAACCGACCGGAUGGUUUUCGGUUUUAGGCUCGGAUAGCCGCAUAACCGAAAACCCCAUUCUCUCCAAAACGUCGGCGCUUAAGUGAAAUUAAUUAUAAAUCAUAAAAAAAAAACACAUGAAAAUUCUUCUUGCACCGCAUAAUCCUUAUCUCCACAGUUUUCUCUCCUUCCAUCCUCCAUUUCAGAUCUCUCGACCUGGCUUGGAGAAGGCGACCGACCUGGUCACCUAGAGACAGCAACCGACCAUGGAGGCACAGCCAGACGAGCAAGGUCGGCGAUGUCGAGGAGCGGAGGCCGGUGACCAGGCGAGCAGCGCAAGCGGGACGAAGGUCGAGGAGGGGAUGUCGGCGACGCCAAGGCGAGAUGGGGGCGAAGGUGAAGUCGUGGGAGCGGGCGAGCGAGGCAGAGGUCGAGCAGUGGAGGUUGGGGUCGGGGAGUUCGAGGCAAGUUGGGCCCUGGGGGCGAAGGCGAGGUCGGGGAGUAGAGGCAGAGGUCGGACACGGUGCCGACAACAUCGCGUAGUUGGGGAAGGUUUUGGGUUUGGAUUUUUGGUAGCGGUAGGGAUUUUGGAUCAGGCGGCGGAGGGGAGGUCGAUUGAGAGAGAUGGAGGGGGCAGGAGGGUAUAGUUGUGGGUCGCUGCGUGGUGGUGCGGGGUCGUUUUGGGGUUUUGACGGAGAGGUCGGUUAGCCGGGUAAACGACAGUUUUCACCGUCGGUUACUCAGCUAACCGACCCCUCUCGCCAACCCUCUAAACAGCGGCCGCCAUACAAUGAAGCCAGUUUUUGGUUAGUAGAUAAUCGAUCAAUUUUGGUUGUAACCGGUGGUUACCCGCUAACUUAAAACCAUUUCCCCACCCUUAAAUAAUUCUCAUUCUAUUGC